CUUCAGGAACAACGUGCCAACCUAACAAUUGGUUGUGUUGGCUGUCAAAUAAAUCGCCUACAAAUAACAUCCGGUUCCAUACCAUACUUCUUGCCAACAUUUGUGGUUAUUCUCAAGAAUAGUGUGGUUAUAAAAUCACGAGAUCUAUUAGUACGGCCAUUUACAUAUCCAACAUGGCGUCUCAUAACAUGUGUCGCUAUUCUGAAAAUGACAAUUUUCCCCAUUAUGCGAAAACGUCAAAUUAAAUUAUAUACCAUAUUUCUUAUGGCAUGGUUAUAUGUAUUAUUCUUCCUACGUAUCAGCUAUGAGGGUGUGAUGUAUCAUGUCAUUACAAAUCCACCUUAUCAACCUCUACCCAAAACGGUUAGGGAAUUAAUUGCACAAAAUUACACGCUCUUUGUUGAUUAUUCUACAUAUCGGGUAUUGGAAAAGCAACCAUUGCUAAAAGAAAGAUCACUCAGUGUUAAUUGCGGUCCAAUAGAGCUGUUGGAACAGAUAGAUGAGCUGCCGUACAAAAGUGGUAUUCUAACGACAAAUGUCUAUGUUGGCCAUUUCAUGAAGGCACGUAUGAAAAAUCUCACUCGUUACUCGGUGUUACAUGAGAAAAUAUUUAAUGGUUUAAAUUGCAUUUACUAUACGAGAGGUUCGUAUCUAGCCUCUGCUAUUGAUCCGAUUUUGCAGCGUCUAAUCGAUUCGGAUGCAAAUAUGGAGGAUAGGGAUAGAAUUAAAUUGUUGGUGGUCCAAGAAUCUGAGGAAGUGUUUUUGGAUUUGGAACGUUCGGUGCAAUUCACCAGAUCUCUGAAGACCGUACACA
Messenger RNA from Musca vetustissima, 814 nucleotides. RefSeq lists its product as uncharacterized. The record is from RefSeq and is a predicted model, not a curated record. The annotation marks the transcript as partial. The transcript is spliced from 3 exons. Lineage: Eukaryota; Metazoa; Arthropoda; Insecta; Diptera; Muscidae.